Molecule: messenger RNA, 2645 nt
Organism: Erinaceus europaeus (western European hedgehog)
Lineage: Eukaryota; Metazoa; Chordata; Mammalia; Eulipotyphla; Erinaceidae
Gene: HSPA2
Product: heat shock protein family A (Hsp70) member 2
Exons: 1
Coding region: 230-2137 (635 amino acids)
Biological process (GO): cellular response to unfolded protein; vesicle-mediated transport; protein refolding
Cellular component (GO): plasma membrane; cytoplasm; cytosol
Molecular function (GO): heat shock protein binding; misfolded protein binding; ATP-dependent protein folding chaperone
Source: RefSeq, a predicted model, not a curated record
ACCCAGGCAAGCCUGCGGCGGGCGGUCCCGGGAGCGGAUUGGCUCUGGGAGUUUCCAGAGGGCGGCUGGGAGGUGGCUAUAAGAGCGGGGAGCUGAGCGGGGCAGAGCGCGGAGACGCUGGUUGCGCUCGCGGUGGGCGGUGCGUGGCGACCGUUAGUUGACUAGUAGACGCCGCGGGUUUUCGCUCCUCAGCUUUCCUCCUAACGUCGCCUGCCGGUCAUCAGUCAGGAUGUCUGCCCGCGGCCCGGCUAUCGGCAUCGACCUGGGCACCACCUACUCGUGCGUGGGAGUCUUCCAACACGGCAAGGUGGAAAUCAUCGCCAACGACCAGGGCAACCGCACCACCCCCAGCUACGUGGCCUUCACCGACACCGAGCGCCUCAUCGGCGACGCCGCCAAGAACCAGGUGGCCAUGAACCCCACCAACACCAUCUUCGACGCCAAGAGGCUGAUCGGACGGAAGUUUGAGGACGCCACGGUGCAGUCGGACAUGAAACACUGGCCGUUCCGCGUGGUGAGCGAGGGAGGGAAGCCCAAAGUGCAGGUGGAGUACAAGGGGGAGAUCAAGACCUUCUUCCCGGAGGAGAUCUCGUCCAUGGUGCUGACAAAGAUGAAGGAGAUCGCCGAAGCCUACCUGGGGGGCAAAGUGCAGAGCGCGGUCAUCACGGUCCCCGCCUAUUUCAACGACUCGCAGCGCCAGGCCACCAAGGACGCGGGCACCAUCACCGGCCUCAACGUGCUGCGCAUCAUCAACGAGCCCACGGCGGCUGCCAUCGCCUAUGGCCUGGACAAGAAGGGCUCCGCCGGCGGCGAGAAGAACGUGCUCAUCUUCGACCUGGGCGGCGGCACCUUCGACGUGUCCAUCCUGACCAUCGAGGACGGCAUCUUCGAGGUGAAGUCCACGGCCGGCGACACCCACCUGGGCGGCGAGGACUUCGACAACCGCAUGGUGAGCCACCUGGCCGAGGAGUUCAAGCGCAAGCACAAGAAGGACAUUGCGCCCAACAAGCGCGCCGUGCGGCGGCUGCGCACCGCCUGCGAGCGCGCCAAGCGCACCCUGAGCUCGUCCACGCAGGCCAGCAUCGAGAUCGACUCCCUCUACGAGGGCGUGGACUUCUACACGUCCAUCACCCGCGCCCGCUUCGAGGAGCUGAACGCCGACCUGUUCCGCGGCACCCUGGAGCCGGUGGAGAAGGCCCUGCGCGACGCCAAGCUGGACAAGGGCCAGAUCCAGGAGAUCGUGCUGGUGGGCGGUUCCACCCGCAUCCCCAAGAUCCAGAAGCUGCUGCAGGAUUUCUUCAACGGCAAGGAGCUGAACAAGAGUAUCAACCCUGACGAGGCGGUGGCCUACGGCGCUGCGGUGCAGGCGGCUAUCCUCAUCGGGGACAAGUCGGAGAACGUGCAGGACCUGCUGCUGCUCGACGUGACUCCGCUGUCGCUGGGCAUCGAGACGGCAGGCGGUGUCAUGACCCCGCUCAUCAAGCGCAACACCACCAUUCCCACCAAGCAGACGCAGACCUUCACCACCUACUCCGACAACCAGAGCAGCGUGCUGGUGCAGGUGUACGAGGGCGAACGGGCCAUGACCAAGGACAAUAAUCUGCUGGGGAAGUUCGACCUGACCGGGAUUCCCCCGGCGCCCCGCGGGGUCCCCCAGAUCGAGGUCACCUUCGACAUCGACGCCAACGGCAUUCUCAAUGUCACCGCCGCCGACAAGAGCACCGGCAAGGAAAACAAAAUCACCAUCACCAACGACAAGGGUCGUCUGAGCAAAGACGACAUUGACCGGAUGGUGCAGGAGGCGGAGAGGUACAAGUCAGAAGAUGAAGCCAAUCGCGACCGCGUAGCGGCCAAAAACGCCGUGGAGUCCUAUACGUACAACAUCAAGCAGACGGUGGAAGAUGAGAAGUUGAGGGGCAAGAUUAGCGAGCAGGACAAAAACAAGAUCCUCGACAAGUGUCAGGAGGUGAUCAGCUGGCUCGACCGAAACCAGAUGGCAGAGAAAGAAGAGUAUGAACACAAGCAGAAAGAGCUGGAAAGAGUGUGCAACCCCAUCAUCAGCAAACUUUACCAAGGCGGCCCUGGCGGCGGCGCUUCCGGAGCCACCGGGGGACCAACCAUCGAGGAAGUGGACUAAGUUUGCGCUGGAGUCAACGUAAACCUCUUGUUCCUUUCUCUCUUUUACCCUCCUUGUUUUUCUUUGAAAUGCCCUCCCCUCCCCCCCUCCCCCCCCCCCCCCCCCCCCGCCAAGUAGGAGAUCUAGUGUUGGAAGUCUUUAUCCCGGUAUAUGCAUAAGAAAGGAAAGGUACAACAGCUUAGUUGAAUUGUAAAAGGUCAGUUCUAAAGUUUGAUUUUUUUUUUUUUUAACAAAAACUUUGAGGUUUCUCUUUAGUGCAUUUUUAUGUAUUUGCUGAGGUGCAUUUUUGGUUAGCCUAGUUUUUGUAUGGAGAUUUAUUUGAGAGGAGAAGCCUGAAGUUUGCACAAUGUUCUGUGGAAGUUUGGUAACAGUAAGAUAUAUAGAAGCUUUAUUUUUGUGUACUAAAACACUAGCGUGAACACUGCAGCAAUGUUGGGGACAGGCACACGUUUUUGCAAACAAAAUACAUAAUUUCAAAUUUAAAGUAAAGCUGAAAUUGAUCUCAAAA